UGUGAUGGACGAGCAUUUUGUUCCCAAUGUCACCUUUGGUCACCCUGUGGUAUUUCUGCCUCUAAAAACAGCUAGGCCAGAACCCUAUCUUUAACAUGCGCAUGAUGGUGGCCAGGCUGGAACAGAGGGUGAAGCCAAUGGCCAUAGCAGAAGCCAAUCAAUAUACCUUUCAUCUGGAGGUCACUGAUAACCUGGGGACUUUGAUAAAAGAUAUGCAAGAGAAUGGGAUGAAGGUUGGCCUUGCUAUCAAACCAGGAACUACUAUUGAGUAUUUGGCACCAUGGGCUAAUCAAAUCGAUGUGGCCUUGGUCAUGACAGUAGAGCCUGAGCUCGGAGGACAGAAAUUCAUGGAAGACAUGAUGCCAAAGGUUCACUGGUUGAGGACCCAGUUUCUGUCUCUGGAUAUAGAGGUCGAUGGUAGCAUAGGUGCUGACACUGUCCAUAAGAGUGCAGAGGCAGAAGCUAACACAACUGUGUCUGGCAGUGCCAUUUUGAGGAAUGAAGAUCCCAGAUCUGUGAUCAACUAA
Messenger RNA from Fukomys damarensis (Damara mole-rat), 527 nucleotides. RefSeq names its product ribulose-phosphate 3-epimerase-like protein 1. Gene Ontology annotation, molecular function: metal ion binding; D-ribulose-phosphate 3-epimerase activity. Gene Ontology annotation, biological process: pentose-phosphate shunt, non-oxidative branch; carbohydrate metabolic process. NCBI's taxonomy places the organism in Eukaryota, Metazoa, Chordata, Mammalia, Rodentia, Bathyergidae. Gene Ontology annotation, cellular component: cytosol. The transcript has a single exon. The record is from RefSeq and is a predicted model, not a curated record. Bases 96 to 527 code for a protein of 143 amino acids.